CUGUGUCUUGUUCCUUUUGUGCCCAACUUUCAGGGUCAUGGGGUACUGGAGAUGCCCUCAGGCACUGGGAAGACAGUAUCCUUGCUGGCACUGAUAGUGGCUUACCAGAGGGCUUUUCCACUGGAGGUGACCAAACUUAUCUACUGCUCACGGACUGUGCCAGAGAUUGAGAAGGUCAUAGAAGAGCUUCGCAAGCUGCUCAAUUUCUAUGAGCAGCAGGAAGGGGAGAAGCUGCCGUUCUUAGGACUGGCUCUGAGCUCGAGAAAGAACCUGUGCAUUCAUCCCGAGGUGACACCACUGCGCUUUGGGAAGGACGUGGAUGGCAAGUGCCACAGCCUCACAGCCUCAUAUGUGCGUGCCCAAUACCAGCAGGAUGCCAGCCUGCCUCACUGCCGCUUCUAUGAGGAAUUUGAUACCCAUGGACGUCAGGUGCCUCUCUCUGCUGGCAUCUACAACCUGGAUGACCUGAAGGCCCUAGGGCAGCGGCAGGGCUGGUGCCCCUACUUCCUGGCUCGAUACUCGAUCCUGCAUGCCAACGUGGUGGUUUACAGCUACCACUACCUCCUGGACCCCAAGAUUGCGGACCUGGUGUCCAAAGAGCUGGCUCGCAAGGCUGUUGUGGUCUUCGAUGAAGCCCACAACAUCGACAAUGUCUGCAUUGAUUCCAUGAGUGUCAAUCUCACCCGCAGAACUCUGGACCGCUGCCAGAGCAACUUAGACACCCUGCAGAAGACCGUGCUCAGGAUCAAGGAGACAGAUGAGCAGCGGCUGCGGGACGAGUACCGGCGCCUGGUGGAGGGGCUGCGGGAGGCCAGUGCAGCACGGGAGACAGAUGCCCACCUAGCCAACCCUGUGCUGCCCGACGAGGUGCUGCAGGAGGCGGUGCCAGGCUCCAUCCGCACUGCGGAGCACUUUCUGGGCUUCCUGCGGCGGCUGCUGGAGUAUGUCAAGUGGCGGCUGCGGGUGCAGCAUGUGGUGCAGGAGAGUCCACCCGCCUUCCUGAGCGGCCUGGCCCAGCGCGUGUGCAUCCAGCGCAAGCCCCUCAGGUUCUGUGCUGAGCGCCUGCGGUCCCUGCUGCACACCUUGGAGAUUGCUGACCUGGCCGACUUCUCCCCGCUCACACUCCUUGCUAACUUCGCCACUCUUGUCAGCACUUAUGCCAAGGGUUUUACCAUUAUCAUCGAGCCCUUUGACGACAGGACCCCCACCAUCGCCAACCCCAUCCUGCACUUCAGUUGUAUGGACGCCUCCUUGGCCAUCAAACCUGUGUUUGAACGCUUUCAGUCUGUCAUCAUCACCUCUGGGACACUGUCCCCACUGGACAUCUACCCCAAGAUCCUGGACUUCCACCCUGUCACAAUGGCAACCUUCACCAUGACGCUGGCCCGAGUCUGCCUCUGCCCAAUGAUCAUUGGCCGUGGUAAUGACCAGGUGGCCAUCAGCUCCAAAUUUGAGACCAGGGAAGAUAUUGCUGUAAUCCGCAACUAUGGCAACCUGCUGCUGGAGAUGUCUGCUGUGGUCCCCGACGGCAUUGUGGCCUUCUUUACCAGCUACCAAUACAUGGAAAGCACUGUGGCCUCCUGGUAUGAGCAGGGCAUCCUUGAGAACAUCCAGAGGAACAAGCUGCUCUUCAUUGAGACCCAGGAUGGGGCAGAGACCAGUGUGGCCCUGGAAAAGUACCAGGAGGCAUGCGAAAACGGCCGUGGGGCCAUUCUGCUCUCAGUGGCUCGGGGCAAAGUGUCAGAAGGGAUUGACUUUGUGCAUCACUAUGGGCGGGCUGUGAUCAUGUUUGGAGUCCCCUAUGUCUACACCCAGAGCCGAAUUCUCAAGGCCCGACUAGAGUACCUGCGGGACCAGUUCCAGAUCCGCGAGAAUGACUUUCUCACCUUUGAUGCCAUGCGCCAUGCAGCCCAGUGUGUGGGUCGUGCCAUCAGGGGCAAAACAGACUAUGGUCUCAUGGUCUUUGCUGACAAGCGGUUUGCUCGGGCCGACAAGCGUGGGAAGCUGCCUCGAUGGAUCCAGGAGCACCUGACUGACUCUAACCUCAACCUGACGGUGGACGAGGGUGUGCAGGUCGCCAAGUACUUCCUGCGGCAGAUGGCACAGCCCUUCCACAGGGAAGAUCAGCUGGGCCUGUCACUGCUCAGUCUGGAGCAGCUGCAGUCAGAGGAGACACUACAGCGGAUCGAGCAGAUCGCGCAGCAGCUCUGAGCACAGGACUGUGGGUGACACCCAUGGCUCUGCAGGAGGAGGAAGCUCCACCUUUCCUGUCUUGUUGAGCCUGCCCGCAGCACCCUGCUCUAUCACUGGCCCCUCACCUGCGUCCUGGCAGCCCUUGGACCAUCCACGUUCAGCAUGUUGAGUGACAUGGCUCUCUUCAUCCUUCAGAGGAGGACGAGAGGACAAGAGUGAGUCAGGAAGGACUGCAGGGCCUUGGCUCUGACAGAGUCACAGACAGGCACCAGGAAGGUUGACAGGCUGCUGACCAAACCCAGCACUCACCCUGCAGCCCCUGCCAAGCCCUCCCUUCGGAGGCGGGAAACCAGCUUCUCACUACCCCGCCGGAUGGACUCUCGGAACUUGGAGAAGGAGCUGCUUCUGCGCAGGACCUGAGGAGGACACAGUGACAUGUGGGGACAUGGUGGGCCCACCCAGACCAGGCCCACAAGGACCCAGGGUAGAGCCUGCGUACCUGCUGCUGUGCAUCACCUGCUGUGCCUGCAUGGGGGGCACCUGUGGAACAGGGACAUGGUUAGUGGGGUAACAAGCGCCACACAGGAGGGUAGGCAGGAGCAGUGGGGUGGGCUCACCAAGUGGGGCAGGCAGGGCCUCCUGGCUGAGGAUCUCCUUGUACAGCUCCUCUGCCUGCUGGUACUUGUUCUGUUUCAGGUAGGCUGAGGCCUGCGGGAAGGGCAGGGGCAGGGCGUGGGCAUCUUGCUUAGGCCUGGGAACUUCUCAGACCUGCCCGCCUUCCCCAGCAUCCUGCCUCAGCUGACUACAGAGCAGACACCAUACCAGAACCGUCCCUGCUCCACCCUGUGCCUUGGUCCUCCUACCUCAGUGCGUGAAAUGUUAGGGGCAUCUGCUAUGACAAUAAAGCCUGACACAGGCUCCUGUGAA
This is a messenger RNA of Myodes glareolus (Bank vole), 3120 nucleotides long. The record is from RefSeq and is a predicted model, not a curated record. NCBI's taxonomy places the organism in Eukaryota, Metazoa, Chordata, Mammalia, Rodentia, Cricetidae.